This is a messenger RNA of Cannabis sativa, 1728 nucleotides long. RefSeq lists its product as uncharacterized. Lineage: Eukaryota; Viridiplantae; Streptophyta; Magnoliopsida; Rosales; Cannabaceae. The transcript is spliced from 2 exons. Bases 125 to 1603 code for a protein of 492 amino acids. The record is from RefSeq and is a predicted model, not a curated record.
ACCAUUUUGCAAAAACAAAAAAUUUCAAACUACACCCCAAAUCAAACCAAAACCAUCACAUUUCUCAGAAGUACUUAUUACAGAGCGAUUAACAGUAACCGCGCCGGCGCCGGGAAAGCCUCCUAUGGAUCCUUAUGAAGAACAGAGACUCAGAGACGAGGUCAUCUACCUCCACUCUCUUUGGCACCAAGGUCCUCCUUUUACUAAACCCAUUUCUGGACCCAAAAGAAAGCUUCCACAACAACCUCCGAAUCCCCCAAACAAACUCUUAAAGCCCAACCCACCUUCAAAUUCGGAUGCCCAUUUGCCCAAAACCAACUCCGGUGCCGGAAUCUCGACCCGGUCGGACACGGCAGAGGAUAAAGGUACGGACUUUACCCUGAAACUUCAGCACAAUGCGGCCAAUGCUUUCAAGGAAUUCUUGGACAAGUCUGGCGAUAAUGAUUCUAAGGAAGAAGAAGAAGACUAUUGGGUUGGAAAUGGAGACGAAAAGUAUCAAUUUUUUUUGAGGGUUUUGUUGGAAGAUCGUGAAUUGAGAAAAUAUUACCAAGAAAAUUGUGAGAAGGGUGAGUUUUGUUGCUUGGUUUGUUAUGGGUUAGGGAAGAAGAAUUGUGGGAGGAAGUUUAAGACCUGUUUAGGGUUUGUUCAGCAUUUGAUUGCUGUUUCGAAAAAUGAGAGUUGUGAUUCCCAUAGAGCUUUGGCUAUGGCUAUUUGCAGGGUUUUGGGAUGGGAUUUUGAUAAGCUUCCGGUUGUUGUAUUGAAAGGAGAACCACUUGGCAAAGAUGUAAUCAACAAUGGAGAAAUUCAGGUAUCUACUUCCAAAUGGCCAUGUGAAAAGCCUGUCGAUAAUUCUUCUUCAUCAGCGCUGGAAUGGCGUCCUUUUGAGUCUUCUUUAGCUUCUACAAAGUCGGUUUCUGCAGCAAACUCGGUUUCAGCUGAAGACCAGGCAAGAUUAACUGUAUUUCGGUCACAACAUGUUGCUAUAAAAGCCUGCCAAAAUUAUUUCGAAAGAAAAUCUAAUUCAGACUGCAGUGAAGAUGAGGAUGAAAGUGAGGACGAAGAUUCAACCGAGGUUGAGGAACAAGAUGCAUCCAAGGAGUCUAAAUUGUUCACUUUCUUUUUGAAUUUAUUUAAGGAGGAGGAUGGAAAGUUGAGAGAUUUUUACAUCAAGAACUGGGAAGCCGGGGAGUUUUUUUGUAUAGUUUGUGGUGGAAUAGGGAAGAAGGUAGGGAAGAGGUAUAAGGAUUGUGUUGCACUUGUGCAACACUCGACCGCUAUAUCAAAGACAAAGAAAAAGCUUGCUCAUAGGGCUUAUGGCCGAGUUGUUUGUCAGAUACUCGGUUGGGAUAUUAAUCGGCUACCAUCGAUUGUGUCAAAAGGUGAUGAAGCUCUUGGUCAACCCUCUCGAAAUCCCGACGAUAUGGAACAGGGUAAACUCGAGGAAGAUUUCGAUCCUCAUAAUGAGGUAAUAGUUUUGGACAAGGAUUUUGACAAUAUGCAAGGUGAACUCGAGGAAGAUUUCGAUCCUAAUAAUGAGGUAAUAGUUUCGGAAAAGGAUUCAAGUGUUAAUCAGAACAAAACAAAAACUAAAGGGGAUGAGUAAAUUUCUAUAAUUGAAAUAGAAAUUACAUUGAAAUAGGCUAAUAAUUGUAAUGUAAUCAUAGGCAAAACAAUGGAAUUAUCCAACACUAGAUUGGUGGUUUAUUUGAUCUUUUUGUAUACUUCUCA